GAGAAAGGUUUAUCUUCAAUGUUAUAGUGUUUUUUUUAUUUAUUUAUUUUACAUUUACCAUUGAUACAUCAACUACCCAUAUAUAAUCAUAAAAAAAAAUAAAAUAAAAAAUCAUUCUACAAUUAUGGUUAUACAACAUAAAAGUCCAGUCCUCAUAUUUUAUUGAACAAGCGGCAUUCAAAAGUGUGGAUAUUUUGUAUAACAACACUGGGAUAUUUCACGGUUUCUUUUUGUCACCUCCAAUUAGGUCUACAAAUAAAAUUGUAUUUUGUGAAUCUUUAGGUGUGUCCCAAUUUGCAUACUUACGCACUAUUCUAUGUCAUUGUUUAGUAUAAAUAGUGUGAAUAGCAUGUUUACACUGAAAAUUCCAAAAAUAAAAAAGUACACUUUAAAUAUCCAGAUGAUGCACUUGAAAAACCAAAGUGUGUGAUGUUGGACACUUCAUGCAGUCAACUGCUGCAGCUUUAUCAAUGUACCAGAGGGGGCGGGACUAUCAGGAUCUGAUGUUGAAUGACAAAAUAACCCUAUAUAAUUCAUACGCUAGACGCUUGAGUACAUGGUGCAUAGUAUAAAAUCAUAGUGUAUAGCAAUAUAAUUUAUACCAAGCUCAGCUCAUAACUAUAACAUUAGGGUGCAGUGGAAGCAUGACAGAAAUCAAUUGCAAAUAUGGUGAACAAUAAACGUGUGUGCAACAGUCUGACUCCAGUCCUAACAUUCAUAAAGAAAUUGAUAAAAAUCUAAAGUUUAAUUAUGAUAAAAAAAAAAAAAAAAAAAAAGUUAACCUCCAAAUCAAACUCCUGUGUUAUUCGGCCCAAAUUAGAACCACCAAAUUGGCAAAUUACUUGUCAAUCAACAAUUAUAAGAAAGCCAAAUCCUUUCAAAAUAUCGACUCAGCAACCAUGACUUAGAAAUAGAGAACGGAAGACAGAAACAAUCCUGGAUUCCUAGAGAACAGCGAUUAUGCAAACACUGUGACCUGAAUCAAAUAGAGGAUGAGAAACACUUUCUUCUUGUCUGCCCCAAAUACACCACUACAAGGCAAAUAUUCUUUUCACAAUUUGAAGUACUGAAUUGUUCUUUUUUUUUUCUUUGGAUGACUCCGUGAAAUACGCUAUAUACUCGGAGAGAAUUACAUCGCAGUCAAACUAGCUGCAAAAUAUGUAUGGUUAAUUCAUUAUAUCCAUUUGCUUCAUUUGGUUGUGGUUGAGGAGAUCCCCCCCCCUUUCAUGUAAAGCGCUUUGAGUACCCAGAAAAGAGCUAUAAAAAUGUAACGUAUUAUUAUUAUUAUUAUUUAUUUGACAUUCUUCAUUGUAUAUAAUUGUAAUUCUUAUUAUUAAUAUUAGAAAUACUGUCUGCUGUUGUUAUUUUUAUUUUAUUGUAUUUAUCUAUUUAUUUUCUCUCAUUUAUUACUCAUUUAUUGUCUCAUUUUUUACUUUGAUGGUGUAAUCAUAUUCUGUAUUUUAAACAUCUAAAAUGCUUUGGCAAUACUGUAACACAUAUGUCAUGCCAAUAAAGCAACUUGAACUUGAACUAAAUAAAAAUAAAACUAUAUAAACUGACAAAUGUAUUCUGCUUGGUUUAAAUACUUUCUUAUAUUGUUGUGUUUAUAUGCCUGCAACUGCCUGACAAUUGUUUUGGCCUUUUGAAAUUUAAUUAAUUAAUUAACUAGUCAAAAAAAAAAAAAAAAAAAUCCAAUUUUAGUUUGGAAUCAAUUGCCUAUACAGGGAUAGGCUACUAUUGUAAAACAAGACAAAGGAUUUUGUGAUUCACAGUCAGUGAACAAUACAAGAAUUCUGGUAAUAAUUUUGCAAUAUCCAAUAGCAUAGAAGUCAUUGAAUAAUAAUAAUAAUAAUAAUUUUAAUUAUUUUCUUUAAGUUCAAAAUUGUGACAGAAAUUCCAGUAGGAAUCAUGUUAAAGUUCCAUUAUUGUGACUAGAGAUAAAAUAAAAAUAAAAAAAGUGGAAAUGAAUGCCUGUUUCCUGUAUUUUAACCCAAUUUUUGUCUUUCAAUGAUUUAUAAUUCCCAUGUUUUUUUUUUUUUUAAGUGACACUGUCCUGCAGUUUUCGCGUUCACAGCCGCACUUACUGUGUUCAGUCAUCUCGACUGUUUUGCUGUUCACUGCAAAUAAUGUGGUGGGGGGAGUUUGAAGUGGCGAAAGCACCGGUGCAUUUCCACUGGCUGUGGAGAAGGGGAGGGUCUUUAUUACCCCAGACCGAGACUGAAUCAGUUCAUUACAGUUGGAGCCGGAGACAGACGCCACAUCUGCAGAAACAUUCGCGCAUCACGACACGCGACUGGAAAACAAGACACCGGCGGAUGUUUGCAGAGUAAUGAACGCAUCCUGACCGCAUUCACGACGCUAACGCGGUUAUAAUGUAAUAAUGAUGUCUAUUCCACUACUGUAGUGGUUCUUCCAUCUUCACAGGAGCCACAUUAUAGGCAAUCGCUGCUAAAAGGAUUUCUCUAACGGUCGCUGUUGAUGGAUGUACAAACGGAUAUGAUAUUGUAAACGUCCGUGAUAUUUUUUUUCUGAGGACUGAGGGGAGAUUCUGCGCACUGCAGUACGGCUACAUUCAGCAAUGCACGCGAUUGGACUGUGGAUGUGAUGGAUAUUGAGUGUUUGUCGGCAAACGAGAUCACAUUUGGGUGUUCAUUAAGAACAAAGUUUGCUUGCAUGAAAACAUCAGUUGAAUUAAUAGCGUUUGUGCAGUUGCUCAUCCAGUGUGACUGAGUGGUUCAACGCCACUCUAUCCUUCAGCAGAUGAGAAGCAACCAGUUCCUCCAACUUCAGUUGCCUGCAUUAGGGGAAAAAAAUGGUAUUUAUGGCAAAAAUCUCAAAACAUAUCGGAAUCAUCCCACAAAAAUAAUCACCCAGUCUGGAAUCGUAAUGAAAGUGCUGAGGAGAAAAAGAAUCGUGCUGUUUAUAGCGUAUUUUCUGCUGUUAGUUCUUACCAUGCUGAACUUGGCUAACUACAGGUGGACUAAAGAACCUCAACAGUGUAAUCUCCAGAUGAGAAGCACUCCAUAUCAGGGCAGGUCAGACAUUCAAUUCCUUUACAGACCAUCUCUUGCUAAGAAGAGACAGCUUGUCUAUGUUUUGACCACAUGGAGGUCUGGCUCAUCCUUUGGAGAGCUGUUUAAUCAACACCCAGAUGUUUUCUUUCUGUAUGAACCGAUGUGGCACAUCUGGCAAAAGCUGUACCCGGGUGAUGCUGUGUCCUUACAGGGGGCAGCAAGGGAUAUGCUAAGCUCGCUGUACCGCUGUGAUCUUUCAGUUUUUCAGCUGUACAACAGCCCUGGAGGCAAAAACUUCACCUCCCUUGGACUUUUUGGGGCCACACUUAAUAAAGUCAUCUGUUCGUAUCCUCUUUGCUCUGCUUAUAGGAAAGAAGUGGUUGGGAUGGUGGAUGACAAAGUGUGCAAAAAAUGUCCUCCACAAAGCCUCAGGCUCUUAGAGGAAGAAUGCCUUAAGUACAACACUAUAGUCAUAAAAGGGGUCCGGGUUCUGGACGUCAAUGUUUUGGCACCCCUUAUGGAGGAUCCGUCUCUGGAUCUCAAGGUGAUUCACCUUGUGCGAGAUCCCAGAGCCGUGGCCAACUCCAGGAUCAAAUCGAGGCAUGGGUUGAUUCGUGAGAACUUGCAGGUGGUCCGAAGCAGGGAUCCUAAACUGCGUCGGAUACCCUUUGUGGAUCCUGGCCACAAAAUUAGCAAAAAGGAUGGAGCAGAUUACCAUUCGGUUGGAGCUAUGGAGGUGAUAUGUGAUCGGACGUACAGAAGCCUGAGGACUGCCUUAAAUCCGCCCGGCUGGCUGAAAGGGAAAUACCUGGCAGUGCGCUAUGAGGAUCUGGUGGAAAACCCUGUCAAAACUCUCCGGAAUGUUUAUCAAUUUGCUAAUCUCAGUACCAACCUUGACAUUGAGUCUUUUGCUCUUAACAUGACGAAUGGCACAAGCUCUUCCUCAAAGCCAUUCAUUGUGUCUGCCAGAAAUGCCACACAGGCGGCCAGUGCAUGGAGAACAGUGUUGAGUAUUCAACAGAUAAAACAAGUGGAGGAGUACUGCCAUCAUGCAAUGGCCAUCCUGGGUUAUGAACGUGUGAGAACAGCUGGAGAAGCAAAAGACUUGAGUAAAUCUUUAUUGACUGCUUCCAAACUGUGACAGAGUUCCCUCCACAGAGACAGCUUUCAGAUUUGUUUGAUUAAAGUUGCAAAGUGCUUUUGAAGGAUUUUACAAUCUCUUUAUAUUGUACAAACCAAAUGUUGCAUUGCCCCUUUUUUUCCCCCAAAAUGGAUGCUUGGAUGUUUUUGAGUUUCAGUGUAUUUGCUGUAUGUAAAAUUGAGAAAUGAAAAUGGAAAAUGAGCAACACAAAUACUGAUCAAAAUUGUUAUACGGAGUGCAGGUAAUGCUGUUUCUUUUGAAUCAAUUUAAAGACAAUCAUUAAAGUUCACAGUCUCCACACACUUUAUGAAUGCCAGUGUUGUGUGUUAUGUAAAUAAAAACUUAAAGUAAUGCGUUGAAAAAUUUGUAAAGGCUUUAAUUUUACUGCUUAGUUCCUGCUGAAUUUGUCAAGAAAGCAUUUAAUUCCACUCAAGUCUGCUUUUAUCAUAAAUACGGGAACAUUACAAUUAUUACAUUGAAGUAAAAAAUAAAAAUAAAAAUCACUGCAAAAAUAGUUCAGAAAAGUGAAGGUAGUUCUGAGAAAAGAUCUAUAGCUGCAUUUAUUGGCUGAUUUGUUGUCACUUUGUUUGAUAUUGUGUAUGUACAGUAAACUCUACUAUGUACAGAAAAUUUGUCAAGUAUGAUCCACGCAUUUCAGCAUUGCUAAGAAGUUCGUUUUUUAAAUAUUUUUUUUUUUUAGCUCACGUGCAUUCUAUGGGACCUCUGCUUACAACCUCCAUGUCUUAUAUUGGUCAAAAAAUAUAAUAUUGAUCUGCUUUUACUAUUCAGAGAUAUGAAUGGGAGUGAGAGAACACCAAAGCUAUCAAACAUGAAUUCAAACAGGGUUUUACUGGUUUAUCAUUGAUUUGUAAAGUGUUAUACCAUAAACACUAUAUUCAGUAAAUUGGCUGAUAAUAUAACUACUGUGCAAAGGGUUAACCUAGGAACUGUAGUUACUGAGAAAACAUCAACCCUAAUUGUUAAAUUGUGGUGUCAAUCUGCAAAAUUGUUUUUGAUAGUAAAAAUCCAAAGCAACAAGUAAACAAUUAACCAGAAUGAGACAAUUGUCUUUCCAAUUUGACUGUGGAAUUAUGUGAAGUGUCAGAUUUUAUGCAGAUUUUAAUCAUUUCAUGCAAAUUGUUCCUUUAGCACCCUUUAGUGCAUGCUGGGAAGAAAACAAAUAAGACUAAAGCACCGAUUUCUCAGCCUAUUGUAAGAAAAACAAAACAAAACAACACAAAACAAAACAAAACAAAACAAAAAAACAUUAAUCCAGGGGCCUGUACCAUGAUGGCAGAUGAACAAAUUCAGAGUUAUAGGAUAAGUUUUGACUUGACAAAUGCAAACCACUCCAAUCUGGCUUUGUUGGUACCAUGAAGCUGAUCAUCAACUUUCUCUGUCAACUCAGGCUUGAUCCUGAGUUAAUGGAGCACGUGCACAUGAAUGUGUGACAUCAGUGGCGAACAGCCAAUCACAACACAGAUCAAGUGUGAUUCACUUCUCGCGAGAGAGUCAGCGAGAUACAAAACUCUUUUGUUAAAGGUUAAGAGAUUAAAGAAUAUGAGGAAUUUAAACGCAUUUCCACUGAAUUACUUGUCCAUGAAAGAGGACAAAUAAAGGAAAUUAUCUUGCUCUAUCAGUGCAGUCACAAGUGAAACUUGUAAAGUUAGUUUAUAUAGUUGAUAAUAUGUAACGAUAGAGACUCAAACAUGUAAGGUCACAUGUAGACAUUUUUAAAGUGUUAUCUAUUGAUUCUACCACUUAUUUAUAUUACAUAUGAUCUGUAUAUAUUAAUAUUCAUUUAAAAUAAAUGCUUUAUAAUAAUUGUUAAACUAAAAGUGCUUGUGUAAUGGAGUAAUAAUAAUAUAAAUCAUAUUAAAAUUAUAUAAAUCAUAUGUAAAUUGUAAUUAUCAUAUAAAGCCAGAUAGUGACCUUUAAUUUGUAGGAAGAGAAACUGGGGGAGUGACUUUUGUUUGUGUCAGACGUGUGUCACUUUGCUCACAUCCGAUUGGUCCAAUUUCAGUUUGCGAUCUCUAACUCAGAACAUAACCUGCCCCGGAGCAAGUUAGCUGUGCAGUGUAAGUUACUAUGGUAAUGAACGCAGCUAAAAGCCAAGCCACUUUCAUGGUACCUAAAACCCAGGAUUGGUGCAAACUAAACUGAAACUUACCUGGCUAGCCAGCUAAUCCGGCUUCAUGGUACAGGCCCCAGAUCAACUGCUAAAUGUUUUUAAUAACAACAACAAAAUCUAUAACAAUAAUGCUAAAUAUAUAAAUUUAAAAAAUCACUAGAAAUGUAA
Messenger RNA from Onychostoma macrolepis, 6454 nucleotides. RefSeq names its product carbohydrate (N-acetylglucosamine-6-O) sulfotransferase 2b (gene chst2b). Lineage: Eukaryota; Metazoa; Chordata; Actinopteri; Cypriniformes; Cyprinidae. Gene Ontology annotation, cellular component: Golgi membrane. Gene Ontology annotation, molecular function: N-acetylglucosamine 6-O-sulfotransferase activity. Gene Ontology annotation, biological process: sulfur compound metabolic process; carbohydrate metabolic process; N-acetylglucosamine metabolic process. The record is from RefSeq and is a predicted model, not a curated record.